UCGAUGCCUUCGGUGAUUCCCGCGAUAUGAGUUUAUGUUUGUGGGAAUUACAUAGUUCUAUUUAAGUUUAAAUUUGAAUACAGUAUCGAAUUACAAAUCAUUUGAUUAUACAUUACCACGAAGUUAAGUUCAAAAGAAAAAAACUGGAAAUGAAUUAUUUUAUCAUUUUCUUUGUGAUUUUGACUGCGGCAUUGUGUCCUACAUUAUCUUUGGAAAUAAAAAAUGGGACCCUUCGUAUUGAGUUAAUACGACAAAAAACUACUAGAGAAGAGCAUCUCAAUGCUCCCAGUCUAAAAGAAUAUGGUGUAAAUUUUGACUGGUUCUAUAAGAAGCACCAUGGAGGCAACCGAACCAAUGACUCAAUUGCUCUAUACAGAUAUCUAGACAAUGAAUUUUAUGGAAAAGUCGUAAUAGGCCAUCCUGGCCAAACCUUAAAUGUUGCUUUUGACACAGCUUGGAGUCUUUCGUGGGUUCUCUCAUCCAAAUGCAAUGAAUGGAAGUCUAUUGGAUGUUGGCUUCACAACAGAUAUGAUCAUACGAAAUCUUCAGAAUAUAAAAAGGAUAACCGGCCCUAUGUAGCCAAUGAGGGCAAAUAUAAUCUCACAGGAUUUUACUCAUAUGAUAAUUUUUCUAUUGCUCACUCCAACGCUACAGCUCAGUCCUUUGUAGAAAUGGUCACAGUUCCAUGGACAUUUUUGUUCAACAAAAUUGAUGGAGUCCUAGGUCUUGGUAUGAAGACAGACUCAUACAAUCCAUUUUUCUAUACUCUACUGGCACAAAAGAAAAUUCAAAAUCCUAUUUUCUCGAUAUACCUUAACAGAGAUCGACAAUCAAAUAAAGGCGGAAAUAUUUUGUUAGGAUUUGUCGAACCAAAACAUAUCCAUGUAACAAAUAAAGUUCCUGACCCUAUUACAUAUUUGGCAGUGGAUGCUGGUCAGUACUGGAAAUUUACUAUGGACAGGGUUGAAAUAGUGUAUAGUUCCAAAUCAAAUUAUACACUGUGUCCAAAUGGUUGCAAAGUUAUAGCCGAUACAAGUACCAACACAAUUGUUGGACCACAGGCAGAUAUCGAUAAAAUUCACGAUGACAUAAAGGCUAAAAAUAUAUUCCUCAACAGAUACAGUGUGGACUGUGAAACUGUUAAUAAAUUGCCUAAAAUUGAUUUUAUCCUGGGUGGACAACCUUUCCGACUAGAGGGUUCUGAGUAUAUUAUUAAGAUGUCUUACAUGUCAUUUACUGUAUGCUUGUCUUCCUUCGUACCAACUGCAACUCCGUCAGAGACAGGAUUGUGGGUUUUGGGAGGAGCCUUCUUGUCUGAAUACUACAGCAUCUAUGAUGUUUUCAACAAAAAGAUAGGAUUUGUUAAAGCUGCUUAGUAUUUUGCUCUCUGUAUCUCACGAAUGCUUAAAAGAUUCAAAUGGUGAAAUUUGUAGUAAUAAGUAAAAUAUAUUUUUAAUUUGAACAAAUAUUAGCGUUGACAUAAUUUGUUUUGAUCAAUGAUUUUUUAUUUUGCAGUGUGCCAUAAUA
This is a messenger RNA of Anoplophora glabripennis (Asian longhorned beetle), 1527 nucleotides long. RefSeq names its product aspartic proteinase A2-like. Gene Ontology annotation, cellular component: lysosome. The record is from RefSeq and is a predicted model, not a curated record. Gene Ontology annotation, molecular function: aspartic-type endopeptidase activity. NCBI's taxonomy places the organism in Eukaryota, Metazoa, Arthropoda, Insecta, Coleoptera, Cerambycidae. The coding region runs from base 150 to 1376 and encodes 408 amino acids. The transcript has 9 exons. Gene Ontology annotation, biological process: proteolysis; cell death.